AGGAGGGGCGGGACUUCCGGGGCGGUGGUUGCAUCAGAUUCUGGGAAGCUGUCGCCGCGGCAGCGGGUGAGGGAUACCCACGAUGGCAGGUUCUACGGAGGAUCAGGCUCCCGACUACAGGUCCAUCCUGAGCAUUAGUGACGAGGCGGCCAGGGUGCGGGCCCUGGACCAGCACCUCAGCACGCGUAGCUAUGUCCAGGGGUUCUCACUGUCCCAGGCAGACGUGGACGCGUUCAGGCAGCUCUCGGGCCCUCCCGCCGACGCGCAGCUCUUCCACGUGGCUCGGUGGUUCAGACACGUGGACGCCAUCCUGGGCGGCCCCCAAGCCACCGGCCCACCCUGUGGGCCCCCAGCAAGUAGAGGCCGGCGCGCACAGCCGCAGUGGGCUCCUCCGGCCGGGUCCGAGCCGUGCCAGCUCCGCCUGUACAACAGUCUGACCCGGAGUAAGGACGUGUUUGUACCUCAAGACGGGAAAAGGGUGACGUGGUACUGCUGCGGGCCCACCGUCUACGACGCCUCUCACAUGGGACACGCCAGGUCCUACGUCUCCUUCGACAUCUUGAGGAGGGUGCUCAGGGAUUACUUCAGGUUCGACGUCUUUUACUGCAUGAACAUCACGGACGUCGAUGACAAGAUCAUCAGGCGGGCCCGGCAGAACUACCUGUUCGAGCGGUACCGGGAGAAGCAGCCCUCGGCAGCCCAGCUCCUGGAGGACGUGCACGCCGCCCUGCAGCCGUUUGCAGCAAAGUUAAAGGAGACCACGGAUCCCGACAAGAAGCAGAUGCUGGAGCGCCUGGAGCGUGCGGUGACGCGGGCCGCCGAGCCGCUGGAGGAGGCCGUGCGGGCCAGCCUGGUGGGGGAGGAGCUGGACGGCCGAGUGCAGGUGUUGUUGGCAGAAGCAAAGGACCUGCUUUCCGACUGGCUGGAUUCCACCCAUGGCAGCGAAGUGACGGACAAUUCCAUCUUCUCGCAGCUGCCCAAGUUCUGGGAGGCGGAAUUCCACAAGGACAUGGAGGCCCUGAACGUCCUCCCUCCAGACGUCUUAACCCGCGUUAGUGAGUACGUGCCCGAGAUCGUGGACUUUGUCCAGAAGAUCAUGGACAAUGGUUACGGCUACGCUUCCAACGGGUCCGUCUACUUCGACACGGUGAAGUUUGCUAACAGCGAGGGACACUGCUACGGGAAGCUGGUGCCGGAGGCUGUCGGGGACCAGAGAGCCCUGCAGGAGGGCGAGGGCGACCUGAGCAUCUCGGCCGAGCGCCUGAGCGAGAAGCGGUCCCCCAACGACUUCGCCCUCUGGAAGGCGUCCAAGCCGGGGGAGCCAUCCUGGCCGUGCCCCUGGGGAAGGGGGCGUCCGGGAUGGCACAUUGAGUGCUCAGCCAUGGCGGGCACCCUCCUGGGAGCCUCGAUGGACAUCCACGGAGGGGGCUUCGACCUCCGCUUCCCCCACCACGACAACGAGCUGGCGCAGUCGGAGGCCUACUUUGAAAACGACUGCUGGGUCAGGUACUUCCUGCACACGGGCCACCUGACCAUCGCGGGCUGCAAGAUGUCCAAGUCGCUCAAAAACUUCAUCACCAUCAAAGAUGCCCUGAAGAAGCACUCGGCGCGGCAGCUGCGCCUGGCCUUCCUCAUGCACGCGUGGAAGGACACGCUGGAUUACUCGAGCAACACCAUGGAGUCGGCGCUGCAGUACGAGCGGUUCCUGAACGAGUUUUUCUUAAAUGUGAAAGACCUCCUGCGAGCGCCCGGGGAUGUCACCGGCCAGUUUGAGAAGUGGGAGCGGGAGGAGACCGAGCUGAACAAGUGCUUUUAUGACAAGAAGGCCGCGGUUCACGAAGCGCUCUGUGAUAACGUGGACACGCGCACCGCCUUGGAGGAGAUGCGGGCUCUGGUCAGCCAGUGCAACCUCUACACGGCGGCCCGGAAGGCCGCGAGAAGGAGGCCCAACCGGGCCCUGCUGGCGAGUGUCGCCAACUACCUCACCCACAUGCUGAAGAUCUUCGGGGCCAUAGAAGAGGAGAGCCCCCUGGGCUUCCCCGUCGGAGCACCUGGGACCAGCCUCAGCCUCGAGUCCACGGUCAUGCCGUACCUCCAGGUGCUGUCGGAGUUCCGGGAAGGAGUGCGAAGCAUCGCCCGGGAACGCAGAGUCCCCGAGGUCCUGCAGCUCAGUGACGCCCUGCGGGACGACAUCCUGCCUGAGCUGGGGGUGCGGCUGGAGGACCACGAAGGACUGCCCACUGUGGUCAAGCUGGUGGACAGAGACACCUUACUGCGGGAGCGAGAAGAGAAGAAAAGGGUUGAGGAGGAGAAGAGGAGGAAGAAAGAGGAGGCCGCCAGGAAGAGACAAGAGCAGGAAGCGGCGAAACUGGCCAAGAUGAAGGUUCCGCCCGGUGAGAUGUUCUUGUCUGAAAGUGACAAGUAUUCCAAGUUCGACGAAAACGGCCUGCCCACACACGACGCGGAGGGCAAAGAGCUCAGCAAAGGGCAGGCCAAGAAGCUGAAGAAGCUCUUCGAGGCGCAGGAGAAGCUGCACAAGGAGUACCUGCAGCUGGUUCAGAACGGGGGCUUCCCGUGAGGGCGCGAGCUGCUGCCCGGGCGCCCGUCGUCUUUACGGCGUCCUCGGGGCUGCGUUGAGGAUCCUGUGUCCAGAGAGGUCCGGGCCACCUUCGGCUCUGAAACGUCAGUAAUAAAUUCUCCCAAACACAAGGCCGGGCGCUGUCUCUGCCGCCGCCCUGCACGGUCAGCACUCGCGGGCCCCGCGCCCUCUGCUGUCACCCUGCACGGUCAGCGCUCGCGGGUGUGGGGGGCAGGCGGGCCGCUUGGUCAGCAGGUCCCAUCACGGCCUCAGCCGAGGGGAGUCCCCGAGCAGAUUGCUGUCGGCUAAUCUCUGGUGUGUGGGCGCAUUUGGAGGCAUUGGAGUAGGAGAAAGACAGGCUCAAACUGGCAGAGCCCGCUGGCGCCAGAGACAAAGGCUGCUCGGCCGGGCGCCCGGGUCCUGCCCGGUCAGCACGCUCUGGUGUCCCCAGGCGAUUCCACGGUCGGGCAGCCGCCAGGGCCAGCUCAGCCCCCUGGGCCCACUGCACUCGAGUCCAGGGUCCGCGCAGCUGGCGGCUCACGCGGUUUCACUCCCCGGCUGAGGCCCCCGCCCGAGCUCCAGAGCGCUUGCCUGUCCUUGGUGGAGGAGGGUGGCAUCGAGCCGAGGCGGCCUCGCUGGCGGGGGGCGGGUAGGAUGGAGGGCCAGCCCUGCCCGGGAGGCCUCGAGAAGGAAAGCCACCCCCUCCCGCACACAGACCGCGAGUGGUGUGAACACACCGGCCGCGGACGAUGGGAGUUGCAUGUGCCGGGGCGCUAAGGGUUUUGGGGUAAUUUUGUUAGUGGGAUUGUGCCACCUGUGUCCACACGUGUUCUCAGUUUGGGACAGCGUGGCAUGAGACCCCUAAUUCAGGAUUCUUCCGUGGAGAAAACUCAGGAAGCACGUCACGCAGGUGUCCUGGUCACCCCUGAGGGGCCGGCACCUGUCCCCCAGGCCAUCCCUGCUGCCUUCCUGUGUCCCAGGCUCUCCGCGCUCAGAUGUUCUUUAAAACCUGCCACCAGGAAAUCCUCUUUAGCGAAGGGCAGGAGGCUGGCUGCCGCCAGGGCGCCUGGGGGGUGGACUGGGGGCCAGGCUCUGGCCUCUGACCUCAUGCCCCUGGGGGUUCCCUAGCAGCCUGGUCACGAGUGUCCUUGCUGUACCCCCUGCAUUCAGCCUGUGCACCCUCACUAGCUGUAGCAGAACCUUCUGGAACAAGAGAGUGGAAUUUUUUUUUUUUUUUUUUGGUGGCGCCCACGUCAUGCGAAAGUUCCAGGAAUCGAACCUGUGCCACGGCCAUAAACAGGCCACAGCAGUGACAAUGCUGGAUCCUUAACCACUAGGCCACCAGGGAACUCUGAUCUGAGGACUUUUUUCCCUUUCUUUUUAGGGCCAUACCUGUGGCAUAAGGAAGUUCCCAGGCUAGGGGUCCCCUCAGAGCUGCAGCUGCCGGCCUACACCACAGCCACAGCCACGCGGGAUCUGUGCAGUAUCUGCAGCUUAUGCGACUGCUUGUGGCACUGCCAGACCCUUAACCCAUUGAACAGGACCAGGGAUCAAACCCGCAUCCUCAAAGGCACUAGGUUGGGUUCUUAACCCGCUGAGCCACAACGGGAACUCCCAACCUGGGGACUUUUAAACAAACCGCUGCCCACCUGCCGUUCUGAGUUCAUGGUGCAGCUGGGGCUCCAGGAGGACGCUGAGCAGCAGGAGGACGGGGUCAGGGCUGCAGCCUGCUGGUGGACAGUGUGGAGGAUGGGCACGGCUGGACGGGCUCUGACGUCCAGCCAAGGGCACGGAGGGGCCGUAUUAGCCCGAGAAAAGCGGAGACCCCCUCGGCUAAGGGGGCACCGGCCCAGUGGCGAUCCUUUGGCUGGUGCUUCUGCCGUCAGGGGCGGUCAGGCAGGAAGGGUCCUUCCGGAUGUCGGCGGGACGCGGGAACCGCCUUCGGGAACUCUCCCAGCAGGUCCUGAGGCUUAUGGUGUAGGCUUCACACACAAGGCCCCAGGUGCUGGGAGCCGGUUUUCCAAGCCGAUGUGUUCGGGCAGGGAGCCCACCGCGGAAGGUGUGAGUCACGCCCCCAGUCCCUGGGGGUGGUGCUGGAGCCUGGGAGGGUGGGGGCAGAUCCCUGAGUGGGAGGCCACCCCCCACCCCCGUCCCUCAGCCCUAAGGCAGCAUAGAGGCUCCAGCGGCUCAACGGCACCUGUCGCACUGGGUUGAAUAGUGUCCCCCCGACGUCCGUGUCUCCCUGGCGCUCCACAGAGAGCUUCUCUGGAAAUAGGGUCUUUUUCGAAGUACUUAGGUCCAGCCAAGACCACUACCUCAGUGUGCCUGCAGGUUACAGGUUCAGCUCCCCAACUCCCAGAACCUGUGCACUUGACACUUCAAAAUAGGUUUUUUGCACACGUAAUCAAGUUGAGGCCAUUGGGUGGUCCCCGGGGUACCCUGAGAAGAGGACACCGGGGCCUUUGGAUGAGGUGAGAAGUGGGAGGUGAAGGCCCUUCAAGGGCCGUGGCUCUGAGAGGAAGAAUACACAAAUCAGUGAUUUUUUUUUUUUUUUUUUUUUUUUGGCUGCAGCUCGCAGCAUCCUGAUGUGGGGUCUCAGUUACCAGACCAGGGACUACACCUGGGCCGCAGCAGUGAAAACCCCAAACCCUAACUACCAGGCCACCAGGAAGCUCACACAUUUUCACUGCGCAAAAUGUUUUUCUAACGUUCCAUGCGUGGAGCCAUGUUCCCUGGGACCACAGAACGUUGGCACUGAAAGGUGCCUGAAAGACGGCGCAUCUCCGUCAGCAGAUGAGGAAGCCGAGGUCCGGGAAGGUCAAUGUCUCUCUCAAGGUCAUAAAGCCAGGGUAGGAAAACCAGAGAGCGGACGAUCCACGAGGAUCGAUGGGCCCAGUGUUGGCCGUGGGCUGAAAGCUACCCUGAGAAGGACCUCACGUCCCUCACAAUGCCCCGCGUAGACCCAGCGUCCCCACGACAGUCCGGGAGAACGUCCUUCUCUCACGAGGGAACACGCGGCCCUUUCUACUGCUGCAUCCCAGGCGAAGCAGGUGCCCUGUUUUUUAAUGGGCCAAGUUGCGUGGGGAAAAAAAAAAAAAAGGCACGAUAAGAAAUACCUGGGGGCGGAGUUCCCUGGUGACUCAGCAGCUUACGGAUCCAGUGUCAUCACUGCUGUGGCUCGGGUUCGAUCCCUGACUGGGGACCUUCCGCAUGCCACAGGCACCGCCACAAAGAAACAGUGCGGGGAGAAGAAUGGGUUUAUGUACAGGUCACUGAAACCCUUUGCUGUACACCUGAAGCUGACACAACACUGUAAGUCAACUGUACUCUGAAAUAAAAUAAAAAUGAAUGCCUGGGGAGUGAGAGCAAAUGAGGACUGUUCUUGGGGUGAAAAGGGGACUUGAAUAGCCCAGCUUGCUUUAUACUUCUGCUUGUCCCCUAAUUGUGUGCUUUAAAAAAAAAAAUUCCUGAUUGUACAGAGAGGAGUUUAUGUUAUAUUUUUAAAGAAUGAAACAUUCCUGAGUUGAUUUAGAAGGUUUGUGUUUGGGUUUCAGAUGGCUGUGAUUGCCACUUUGAUGUAUGAAUAGCCCACGUGAGUUUGGUGGGUUUUGUUUAGCUCCACCCGCGGCAGGUGCAAGUUCCUGGGCAGGGAUCAAACCCACGCCUCAGCAGUGACCUGAGCCAUUGCAGUGACGCUGGAUCCUUAACCCACUGCACCACAAGGGAACUCCAAGCUUGAUUUUUGUUCUUGUUCCUGCUGUGGUUUAUUCUGCUGAUAACAUUAUCAGUAGGUCUUAACCUUACCCAGAAUCAGCUGCUGGCUAAGCCGGCAUAAACGUAAGCGCCACACCCUCGGCUCUGUAUCUUGGCACUUUCGUAGGAGUCAACGCAAAGAAGGAACCGUUAGACCUAAAAUUUGGAUGCCUAUUUUCACAUAACGCUUUAAGAUUGCGUCCCAGGAGGAAUUCCCAUUGUGGCACAGCGGAAACAAACCCGACUAGGAACCAUGAGGUUUCAAGUUCGAUCCCUGGCCUUGCUCCGUGGGUUCAGGAUCCGGCGUUGCCAUGAGCUGGGGUGGAGGUCGCAGACACAGCUCGGAUCCCACGUGGCUGUGGCGCAGGCCGGCAGCUGUAGCUGCGAUUGGACCCCUGGCCCGGGAACCUCCAUACACCGCAGGUUGGGCCCCGAAAAGCAAAAAAAAAAAAGAUUGUCCCCCAGGAGUGUUGUGUGUGUUCCAGGGUAGCUCAGAGCUCCUCGAAAGUCCCCUUGGAGAAGUGGAACAAACAAGCACUCACCUUUUAACGAGACUGUGUGCGGGUGUGACACAGGACAAUAGGGCAUCUGCAAAAUUCCCACGGUGCCGGCCUCCUGUGGUUUAAGUCUGUCCAUACAGAAAAUACCUGCAAGGUCGUACUAGAGCGAGAAAAGCCAGCGCACGGACUCCCUUAGAGUCAGAGUCCCGAUUUCCUCUUCAAACGGAACAGGCUCGGCUCGUGGCAGUUUUGCUCCAGGAGCAACGUGGCCACGAGGAAGUCACUUCCCUAUCUUCCAGGCCCCCGUCGGUUGCCUCCGACAGACGCUCUGCCGUGUUCAUACCUCUCAUGCCCCCUUCACUGUUUAAGAGGUGACGCCACAGCCAAAAAAAAGUUUCAUGGGGGAGUUCCCGUCGUGGCGCAGUGGUUCACGAAUCUGACUAGGAACCAUGAGGUUGCGGGUUCGAUCCCUGGCCUCACUCAGUGGGUUCAGGAUCCGGCGUUGCUGUGAACUGUGGGGUAGGUUGCAGACGUGGCUUGGAUCCCACGUUGCGGUGGCUCUGGCAAAGGCCGGUGGCUACAGCUCCGAUUCAACCCCUAGCCUGGGAAUCUCCAUAUGCCCAGGGAGUGGCCCUAGAAAAGACAAAACAAACAGACAGACAAUAAAAUUACCCUAGAUCUCAAAAGUCAACGAAGACUUAAGCAGGGACCCGAGUGCAGAGGUAUUAUUUGAAUCUUGAAACACAAAUGCAAUGAAAUGUACAGCUAUGGAGUGUCUGUGGUGGUGCAUCGGAAACGAAUCCAACUGGGAACCAUGAGGUUUCGGGUUCAAUCCCUGGCCUUGCUCAGUGGGUUAAGGAUCCGGCGUUGCCGUGAGCCAUGGUGUAGGUCGCAGAUGUGGCUCAGAUCUGGCAUUGCUGUGGCUGUGGUGUAGGCCGGCAGCUGUAGCUCUGAUUAGACCCCUAGCCCGGGGACCUCCAUACGCCGCAGGUACGGCCCUAAAAAUAAAAAAAAUAAAAUGUGUAACUAAUAAGUUGCAGCCUUUGUAAUUCUUUGUUUUUUCGUCUCAUAUUUCAAAACAAAAUUCUUUGUUUAGCUUGUGAUCAUACUAAUUAGACAAUUUGUCAGAUUCUCAAUUUUGGAACACAGGACUAAUUAAAAGGAACCGUGCUUAUGGGCUAAAAUGAGAGUAAUGUUUUCCUAAUAAUUAUAUUUCUGAACUUGAGUAGGGAUGUUUUGAACUGUUUGGUUAUAUAGUAAAUAAAGUAUUUUGUGCUUUUUAAAA
This is a messenger RNA of Sus scrofa (pig), 8116 nucleotides long. RefSeq names its product cysteinyl-tRNA synthetase 1 (gene CARS1). Gene Ontology annotation, molecular function: cysteine-tRNA ligase activity; ATP binding. Gene Ontology annotation, biological process: cysteinyl-tRNA aminoacylation. The record is from RefSeq and is a predicted model, not a curated record. Gene Ontology annotation, cellular component: cytoplasm. NCBI's taxonomy places the organism in Eukaryota, Metazoa, Chordata, Mammalia, Artiodactyla, Suidae.